Messenger RNA from Prunus armeniaca (apricot), 933 nucleotides. The record is from the annotation of a GenBank genome assembly. Lineage: Eukaryota; Viridiplantae; Streptophyta; Magnoliopsida; Rosales; Rosaceae.
AUGUCCACCAUAACUCUCAACAAUGGCUUCGAGAUGCCCGUCAUCGGUCUCGGCCUCUGGCGCCUGGAGAAAGACGAGCUCAGGAGCGCCAUCUUAAACGCAAUCAAGCUCGGCUAUCGCCAUUUUGAUGCUGCUGCUCAUUACAAGACUGAGAUAGACGUUGGGAACGCAAUUGCAGAAGCAAUUCAGAGUGGGCUUGUCAAGAGGGAGGAACUUUUCAUCACCUCCAAGGUUUGGAAUUCAGACCAUGGGCAUGUGGUUGAGGCCUGCAAAAAUAGCCUGAAGAAGCUUCAGUUAGAUUAUCUGGAUCUCUACCUUGUUCACUACCCAUUAGCCACCAAGCAUAGCGGAGUUGGUACAACUGCUAGUCUUUUGGACGAGAAUAAGGUGUUGGACAUAGACGUAACAGUCUCCCUGGAAACUACAUGGCACGACAUGGAAAAGACCGUUGACCUCGGCCUAGUUCGUAGCAUUGGUCUCAGCAACUACGAGCUCUUUCUGACCAGAGAUUGCUUAUCUUACGCCAAAAUCAAGCCUCAAGUGAGCCAAUUUGAAACUCAUCCUUAUUUCCAGCGUGAAUCUCUCGUCAGAUUCUGUAAGAAACAUGGAGUUGUACCUAUGGCCCACACCCCUCUAGGAGGUGCUACGGCUAAUGUCAAAGCAUUUGGUUCCAUUUCACCUCUGGAAGAUCCAGUUCUCAUUGGUCUGGCUAAAAAGUACAAAAGGAGUGUGGCCCAGAUUGCUCUGAGGUGGAACCUUGAGAGGGGCACACCAGUGAUUCCAAAGUCCUCAAAAGUUGAGAGGUUGAAAGAGAAUUUGGAAAUUCUUAACUUCAAGCUGGAGAAAGAGGACAUAGAGCUGAUCAAUACUAUAGACAAGAAAUUCAGGACCACUCUACCUUCCUUAUCUUGGGGAGUAGAUGUUUAUGCAUAA